Molecule: messenger RNA, 1650 nt
Organism: Scleropages formosus (Asian bonytongue)
Lineage: Eukaryota; Metazoa; Chordata; Actinopteri; Osteoglossiformes; Osteoglossidae
Gene: dmac2
Product: distal membrane arm assembly component 2
Exons: 6
Coding region: 17-796 (259 amino acids)
Biological process (GO): SCF-dependent proteasomal ubiquitin-dependent protein catabolic process
Cellular component (GO): SCF ubiquitin ligase complex
Source: RefSeq, a predicted model, not a curated record
CGUGAUCUCGCCGAACAUGGCUCUCUAUAGAACGGUACAGUUGAGCGGCUGUGCGCGGAUGUGUGUGUCAGUCGCGAGGCCGUACUCCACCGUGGCACGAUCCCCGUCCACCCCCUUACCUCUGCGCUCCAAGCUCCUCUUUUUCCUCUCCCAGCAUUUCUACGACGUCGAACAGCUGCUCAGCUGGAGCUCCUGGCUCAGGAACUGGACUCUGAGGCGGAAAAACACUUUCUAUAGCUACACACAGGAACAAUAUGGGAACAAUGUAGCCGCUGCCUUCUACAUCCUAAGUUUAAAGGGUGGAUUCAGGUUUUCGGGGCAGUCCGAGUGGUUCCGGCCAAACGAAAAGGGCAAGUUCAGCUGGGACUUUGUCAAUUUCCAGGAGCACCCUAUUGAGGAGGUGGAUGUCAGUGGCACUGUGAUCAACUGCACAGGACUUGACAACCUUGUGAGUCAGAAGAACCUGCGCACUCUUUCCUUGCGCGGCUGCCGUGAGGUGGAUGACUGGUUCCUGUCUCGCCUACACAUUUUCCAGGAGAGCCUGGAGGAGCUCAACCUGUCUGGCUGUCCUCGCAUCUCUGUGGGGGGGCUCUGUGCCCUGCAUCACCUGAGGAAGCUGCGGAAGCUUGACCUGUCCUCCCUCCCCCGGGUUCAGAAUCCAGGGCUGGUACGCAUCCUGCUGGAGGAGGUUCUGCCCCACUGCCACAUUACUGGAGUGGAGUACGAUGAGGGUCUGCAGGCCUUCCAAGAAGAGAAGGACUCUGAGGCUUUGAGUUCCACGGGAACAGGAGCGUGAUACUCGCAGGCAAAUGUGACAGUAAUGUGACAGCACAUGGGUGUACACAGGGUAACGUGAGCAGUCCCAGAAGCCAUACCAACAGAUUGAUGAGAAUAGGCUGUGAAGCCAGCAGGUGUAGAAGUACAGAGGAAUCCAACUACAACAACAUAUUCUAAUUCUUUGUAGAGUUUGAUUUAUGCUUAAAGGCUAUGGAAUUAAACACACUAAGAAUAGUCUUGGAAAACACGUAUCAGUCAAGUAGUCAGUUUCAGAUCUUCCCUGGCAGUACAGAAUUUAUAGUGCUCAGUUCAGCUCACCUGUUAUUUUUCCAGACUGCUGUUUUCUUGCAUUUUUGGAGAAAAAGUCUACAAGAAAUAUGUUGAAAAAGUGCAGUUAUAAAUAUUUAUUAACUUCACAGCUUAGUGGUAGCUAGAUUUACCCAUUACGGUUUUUUGGUUACAGCAGGACAGUUUUCAGGCCUAAGGUUUGUGUUUUGUAUGCCCAAAAAAUGUACAAUUUUCAUACAGUGUUACUUAAAUACUGUAUGUAUUCUACAUUCUAUAUGUCAUCAUUUUUUUUCAAGUUAUGCUAUAUGUCUCUUAAGUUUAAUCCAAUCCACCACACACCUGUCUCCUUAAUUUAGGAACACAUGUGGAACCGGCAACCUGUUCAUAAUUUUAUAACGCCACAAAGUCACUUUUUCUGCUUAGUCGAAAUCAAUAAAAGUUUAAUACAAAUGUAUGCCAAUUUGUGUAUGGGUUAGGUCUUGUAAAAAUCUCCAGUAGAAAUAUAAUAAAUAUACUUGGUAAGAUUUUUAAUUUGGAGCAUUCAGAUCUCUUAAAAUAAAAAAAUGUUGUUUCAAUAAACUUCUA